Trichoplusia ni (cabbage looper) is the source of this 1601-nucleotide messenger RNA. RefSeq names its product transmembrane protein 115. The transcript has 4 exons. The coding region runs from base 33 to 1148 and encodes 371 amino acids. NCBI's taxonomy places the organism in Eukaryota, Metazoa, Arthropoda, Insecta, Lepidoptera, Noctuidae. The record is from RefSeq and is a predicted model, not a curated record. Gene Ontology annotation, cellular component: membrane; Golgi apparatus. Gene Ontology annotation, biological process: retrograde vesicle-mediated transport, Golgi to endoplasmic reticulum.
UUCGUUUUCGUUUUCGCUCAUCCUUCACAAAAAUGGCUGCGCUUAGGGUAUUCAGUCGUAAUUUACCGUAUUUACGACAACAAUUUUCCGCUUUGUUAGGAAACACGUCUCCGUCGGUAAAAUUCAUAUGUGUAGUAGUUAUAAUAGGGUACAUUUUAUCGUUUUCUGAUGAUGUGGUGAACGUUCUCAGUGUCACUCCAGGGUAUUUGUUGCCACCUUCUUUUCAAUUGUGGUCUACUUUCACGUUCUGGUUUCUUGAGAUACAUUUAUGGGAAGUGAUCAUCGACAUUGUGACAGUGGGACUGUGUGGGAAACUAAUAGAGCCGCUAUGGGGUCAAAUGGAAAUGAUGAAGUUCUUCUUUCUGACGAAUGUUGGAGUUGCAUUUCUGACGACGUUCUACUACUUAGUGAUAUUUGCGUGUACUGGUCAGACGUCUUACUUGUUCGACAUUCAUGUACAUGGGCUGGCGGGAUACCUAGCCGCCGUGAGUGUGGCAGUUAAGCAGAUAAUGCCAGAUCAUCUGCUGAUAAAAACCCCAUUAGGAAAGUUAACAAACAGGUCUUUGCCACUUCUGAUUUUAAUAGCAGCCAUUAUACUAUGGGCAAUAGGGGCAUUAGAGGGCACAUACCCUUGCAUGUGGGGUAGUGGGACAAUCCUAUCCUGGAUAUACCUGAGGUUUUGGCAGAGGCAUAGCAGCGGGACCAGAGGAGAUAUGGCUGAUAAUUUCAGUUUUGAUAAUUUCUUCCCGACGGUCCUGCAGCCGCUGGUCCGCGGUGUGCUGGGCCCGCCGCACCGCUGCCUGGUGCGGCUGGGGCUGUGCGCGCCCAGCCCGCGCCGCGUGCACCUGGCGCUCAGCCCACGCGGCGUCACCAUCUCCAUGCCCGGCGUCGAGCCGCAAGAUAUGGAGAGGCGGAGACAAAUCGCGCUCAAGGCGUUGAGCGAGAGAUUAUCGAAGACUUCCGAACAGACGCGACAGAAGAACCUAUCGACCAAAGUGAAUAUGGACGCGGUGAGGAAGAUGCAGUCGCAGGUGACGCCGGCGUUCGCGGGCGAGGCGGCGGCGGCGGCGCCCGCGCCCGCUGAAGCCACGCUCGUGGACCUGGCCGAGCUCGGGCCCGACCCCGCGCCACCCGCCAAGCACUCAUGAUGCCCGCACCCGCCCGCACAACUAAAGGCUGUUCACAGAACCAAUGUAGAAAUAGGUAUGCCGUAUGAUUCAUUUGUUACGAGUGCCCGACGAUCUCAAAUUAAUUCCAUAUUAUAAAGUCUGUCAAUUGGUGGAGUGGGUUGUUGUUGAGCAUUUGGUGUACAUCACAUUGAUUAUUAUGCAUUUUAAUUUGUUAGUCUAUAAGCAAUAGCAUUUCUGCAAUGGCCCUGUGAAUCUAUACGAAUUAGUAUUCAUUUUAUUUUAUUUUUUCUUUUAUAAAAUCCAAUAGUUAUGGGUAACAGUUGAAUGUAUGGUAUAAAAAAGUAAAUAUUUUUUGCAGAUUUUAUUGCAUUUGUUGAUUGUGUCUAGCAGAGAGAGUGAAUGAUGUGACAUAUUGUAAAUAUAAUUGAUAUUGAUUAGUGUUAAUUAAUUAAAUAAAUAUCUAAUCACUUU